GAGUGUUUGGACUUAAUACCGGUUUUCAUAAUGCCUGUAAUUAUUUAAGUGCAUUUUAAGGCUAACGAACGUUCGCUAAUGGCGUUUGAAGGAACAGCACGGGUUCUCUUUAUUUUUGCCAUACUACACGUGGCAGGUGCCGUCACAACCUACACAUGGGGUUCCUGGGGUGACUGGGGAUCUUGUAUCAGUAACUGUCCAGACAGCAACACCGGCACGAAAACCCGCACUAAAGAAUGCAUCGCCCAUAUCACAACGGCAAACCACACCACCACACAUUCAGUUGUAUACAUCCACUGCGGCAUCUCGACCCAUCGUCACCAGAACACAAACUGCAGUGUUACCUGUCCAAUAAACGGGGGUUGGGGCGGCUGGACAUCAUGGAGCACGUGCUCGGUCACCACGGGAACAGGUAGCACGGAGCGACACCGCAGCUGUAACAACCCGGCGCCCGCACAUUUCGGCAAGGACUGCACGGGGAUUAGCCAGCAACAUAACCCCUGCACCGUAAACGUUUGGAGUGACUGGACCGCCUGGAGCCAGUGUACCGUCACUUGCGGCACCGGGGAAAAAUUGCGCAUGCGCCAUUGUGUAAACGGAAGCCGAUGUGACGGCGCAACUGUAGACAAGGCUUCCUGCGCACUAUUGCCCUGUUCUGUAGAUGGCGGGUGGAGCACGUGGAGCGAUUGGAGCGGCUGCAGUGUCACGUGCGGGUACGGAGGCCGCUAUCGAAACCGAGCAUGUGAUUCCCCAGCGCCUCUCCAUGGUGGACGGCCCUGUGCGGGAGUUGACAGUGAUAUCGAUGUAUGUUAUGAUGUUGCAUGCCCAAUAGACGGUGGGUGGGGUAAUUUUACCUCGGCUGGCUCAUGCAGUGUCACGUGCGGUGUGGGAGUGGCCUACUCAACCCGGAAGUGCGAAAAUCCCCCGCCACAAUUUGGUGGCAAAGAGUGUGAGGGUUCCCCUGCCUCGUUUGAGAAAUGUGAAAUGCCCGGAUGUUUAAGAGACGGAGGAUGGACAGGUUGGUCUAAUCUAACUUCCUGUAACUCCAUCUGCGGAAUGGGGAUGCAGCGGACCCUCCGAACGUGCACGGCUCCCGCCCCCGCCAAUGGCGGUAGACAGUGUACAGGCGAUUCCAUGCUCUCCCGCGAGUGUGACAACGGGCCAUGUCCAUCAGACAUAAAAGUUUGUGAUGGAACAUUGCUUAAAGAUGCAAUGCGCGGCGCCCAGUCCGCCGACUUCAAUUGCUAUAACACUUCCGGUACGGAUACUUCCGGUUCGGGUAGUUCCGGUAUUGACCCUAAAGGCAUGAUUUCCGAGAUGUGUCUGGCGCCCGGCACAGAUUCCUGGAUAAUAGGCGUUCAGGUCUCUUCUAUUUGCUCCCAACUACCAAUCUACUCUCCCUUGGCAAGUUUAGAGACCGGAUCACGGAAACAUAAAUACGCUAUACUCCUGGACUGUUUUCAAGAAAUCCUAACGAUAGCGACAAUGGAUUGUCAGGGCGCAAUACAGAAAGCAACUGUUGAUCUAGAACAUACCCCACAAGAGUAUCAUUUGCUGACCUGGUGAUGAAUGAUUGAUCUGUUACUCGUAUAUGUUGUGUUGACGAGUUUGAAUA
Messenger RNA from Mya arenaria, 1615 nucleotides. Its product is annotated as coadhesin-like. NCBI's taxonomy places the organism in Eukaryota, Metazoa, Mollusca, Bivalvia, Myida, Myidae. The record is from RefSeq and is a predicted model, not a curated record. The coding region runs from base 79 to 1566 and encodes 495 amino acids. The transcript is spliced from 11 exons.